This is a messenger RNA of Coturnix japonica (Japanese quail), 4700 nucleotides long. RefSeq names its product neuralized E3 ubiquitin protein ligase 1B (gene NEURL1B). The record is from RefSeq and is a predicted model, not a curated record. Lineage: Eukaryota; Metazoa; Chordata; Aves; Galliformes; Phasianidae. Gene Ontology annotation, molecular function: ubiquitin protein ligase activity. Gene Ontology annotation, biological process: ubiquitin-dependent endocytosis. Gene Ontology annotation, cellular component: early endosome.
GCGGCGCGGCCGGGCUGGGCUCGGAGCGGAGCGCGGCGGAGGGAGGAGGCGGGCGCUGUCCAUGGCCCUGCCGAGCUCCGGGCUCCGCCGCGCCGCCGAGCGGAGCGAUGGGCAACACGGUGCACAAGACGCUGGCAGACACAGGCCACCAGACCCGUUCAGUCUCCAGCCGUCCCUACUACAGCCUGCCCAACAGCAGCCAUGAGCGACGCUCAGUGCUCACCGUCACAGAGCCGCCACGUUUCCACUCCCACGCCAAGGGCAAGAACGUGCGGCUGGACGCCCACUCCCGACGGGCCACGAGGAGAAACAGCUUCUGUAACGGGGUCACCUUCACCAACCGGCCCAUCCACCUCUACGAGAAGGUGCGGCUGAAGCUGGUGGCCGUGCACCAUGGCUGGAGCGGGGCCCUGCGCUUUGGCUUCACCAUUCACGACCCGUCACAGAUGAGCUCUGAUGACAUACCAAAGUACGCCUGCCCAGACCUAGUGACCCGGCCUGGCUAUUGGGCCAAAGCUCUGCCAGAGAGGUUUGCUGUCAGGGACAACGUCUUGGCCUUCUGGGUUGACCGCCAUGGGAGAGUCUUCUACAGUAUUAAUGAUGAGGAGCCAAUAUUGUUUCACUGUGGUAUUAAAGUCUCCGGUCCUCUCUGGGCACUCAUAGAUGUCUAUGGAAUUACCCACGAAGUGCAAAUAUUAGAUAGCAUGUUUGCAGAGACCAUGACCACUGCUCGCCUCAGCAACGCCCGUCUCAGCACUUGCCUUCCCCAGAGCAACCACGACUCGGCCAACUUCAAUAAUAAUGAACUGGAGAAUAACCAAGUGGUGGCCAAAAUAGCAAACCUAAACCUGAGCCGGGUGCCUGGACUUGCGACAGACAACCACAUCAUCCCCUGCUGCCCCAACCGGCGGCCACGUGUCCAGGGAAUCCCGGCCUUUCUGGACACAGACCUGCGAUUCCAUCCCACCCGCGGACCUGACAUCACCUUUUCUCAGGACCGGAUGGUCGCCUGCACCAACUGGCAAGAGAGCAAUAGGACUUUGGUGUUUUCUGACCGCCCUUUGCACAUCGGCGAGAGCCUGUUUGUGGAAGUGGGACACCUUGGGUUGCCGUAUUACGGGGCCCUCUCGUUUGGCAUCACUUCUUGUGAUCCAAGUACUUUAAGGACAAAUGAGCUCCCAGCAGAUCCGGACGUUCUCCUGGACCGCAAGGAGUACUGGGUGGUGUACCGGGCCUUCCCGGUUCUCAGCAGUGGUGACAUCCUCAAUUUCACAGUCUUGCCAAAUGGCGAGGUGCACCAUGGGGUGAACGGAGCGAGCCGUGGCAUGCUGAUGUGUGUGGAUACCUCGCAGUCUCUCUGGGUGUUUUUUACAAUCCAUGGUGUAAUCAACCAGCUCAAAAUACUGGGCACUGUGCAGUCCAGCCCAGUGACCGUCUCGCCCUCAGGGUCCCCCAGCGGCUCGCAGUACGACAGUGACUCUGACAUGGCCUUCAGCGUCAACAGGUCAUCAUCUGCCUCGGAGUCUUCACUCGUGACUGCUCCCAGCUCUCCCCUGAGCCCUCCCAUCUCUCCCGUCUUCCCCCCUCCAGAGCCAUCCAGCAGCAAGAACGGGGAAUGCACCGUCUGCUUUGACAGCGAGGUGGACACGGUGAUCUAUACCUGUGGACACAUGUGCCUCUGCAACACCUGCGGUCUUAAGCUGAAGAAGCAGCUCAACGCCUGCUGCCCCAUCUGCCGACGGGUCAUCAAAGAUGUUAUUAAGAUUUACCGCCCAUAGCGCCCGGCUUGGGCUUGGGAAGGGAGACAGCCGCUAGCAGUAACCAUGCCUUUCCGUCCCUGCUUAUGGGUUAUUGUGCUGGUCAGUUGUAAUCAAGUGGCUCGUAAUCUGUGUUUCCUUAUUUGAUUGGUAGGGCACAAUUCAGGGAUCAAAUAGAGCUAAGGAUCACAUGAGGCCGUGCUGCUGGGCUGCAUGCCCGCACAGUGAAUUGUGGUAGGGACCUGACCCAGCUGCAGAAGGGAAAUUCUCUGUGCCAAGCUCUUUGAUCUUCCAGAGGGAUGAGGCUGAUGUGGUGUGGGUCAGGAGGGAACGCUGCCAUUUGUUGGGUGCUGCUGGAUUGUCCAGACAGCUCUGUGCUGCUGGUGCUGUGGUGGAGCAAAAUUAGAACGUGGCCCGGUGGGGGGGUUUGGAGUGGUCAAAAGUGAUCUGAGAAUUUAAUACCCAUCCAUUUAAGGGGAACAAGUGAAGGCCAAAAUAGUAGCACAACCAAACUGUCAUUUGUUUGAGUUCUCAGCAGGCAUUUGGGGCAUGUGGAGGAGCUGCUUUAGGCUUGACUGCAGCAGCUAUUGCUUUUUGUGGCAGAACAGAGCCCCAAGUUUUGUUCUGCUCCUCCCAGCAUGGGGCAGUUGUGGUCUCAUGGGGUCCUGCCUGGCUCAUGUCUCUUCCCCCAGUCCCUGUGAGCUCACCUUCUCUCUUGGGACUGUACUAUAUUUCUGCUGCCUCUCUGGAUUUCCCAGCACAGCUCCCACUGCCCACAAUACUGGCUGCCAGUGGAGGUUUCAGCCACAAGCAAGAAGUAAUUGGGAUGAAUAGGGAUCAAACAUGGCUUUGCAAGGGGGGUGGGAAGAAAAAGGCUCUGAGUCUAUUAAAAGACUUAAAAGGUAAAUGGUUAUUAGCUGUGAUGUUAGACAGCCAUGAGCAGCAGCAAUCCAGAGGAGGUGGGAAAUGUAUGGGCAGGCAGUAGGGCUUUGCAGGGCUUGGUGUCCUCCCUGGUGCUCCCACAGGAGCUCCCCUACCCUCUGUCCUCCUGCAGGCUUCCUCCCUGCUCCUUCUUCCCACACAAGGAUGCAAACCAGAGGGUGAGAGAGGGGCUGAUGUCAUUCUAGCUCGGUGAUCGUGUGCCAUGAAGUAAGAAAGGUGCAGUUAUCACAUUUCAGUCCAUAAACAGAGAAAAGCAACCUAUGUGCUGCAGGGCUGCUGAGUACAGAGGGAUGCUUGUGUCCAUCCAUGCCAUGGAUGUGCUGCUGCCUCUCUGCUGCUACUGCUGAUGGCCUGGUCAUUAAGCCCAGUGGGGGCUGUGGGGCUGCUGUCCCCCUUGCUGGGGUCAAUGAACUGUCCCACAUGCGCCCAGCAGGCAGGGCACAGAGAAAACUUUUUUUUUAAUUGCUUUAACUUAAAGAGCUGAUGAGUGUUUCCAUUUAGUGUAUAGAUGAGAGGCUGCUUCAGAAUGGGAUCUCUCAGCCACUGUCCUGCUCCAUUGACACGAGUGUCUGCUGGUAUUGCAGUGCCCUUUUGGGGAACUUAGCACAUCCCUGCCUGUACAGCACUGCCUUUGCAUAAUCCAGCAGCCAGAGCUGUUUUCCAGCAGCUGAAGCAUUGCAGUGACCUCUCAAGGCUGCCUGCCUUUGGAUCCCCCACUCUUGCAUAGCCUGGCCUUUAUAGCUCAAGGCCUAGCUGUAGUCAGUGGGCACAGCACGGAGCUGCUUGGUGACACCUGGCCAGGUGGGCUGCCCACCCUGUGUCCUUGCUGUGCAUGGGAUGCAAUGAGAACUCUUUGCAUGAGGAGGAGCUCAAGGAAAGCUGAAUUCAGAGCACUGGGUGCUGGCUGGGAUCACACUGGACUAACAGAUGCCAGUGGCUGUCCCCAUGCUCCCUGUUGCAGAUCUGCCUGCUUUGUUUGGAGCUGGUACCCCACCGCAGUAGUGUGUGGCCCAUUUAGUUGGCUGACACUUCAGAUCUUCAACAAGCAGGGCUGACUGCAUGCAAGGUUCACUUCUUGGUGCAGCUCUUAUAUUUAAGCCAGCAAGGAGAAACAGCAAAUCACUACUGGCAGGUUGUUUAGGGGUGUUUUUUGCUGCUGCAGUUGUGAGCGAUUUCCAGGAGGGCAGCACCCAGUGAGCUCUUGGCUGGGGGGUGAAAUGAGCGGAGCCAGCAUCCAGCAGAGUGGGGAAUAGGCAGCAUUGGGCACAUCAACUGUCAGAGAGCAACAGGGAUUUUCUGAAGCAGGUGGCAGAGGCCUCUCACAAAGAUGUCCAGGACGAGGCAGCCUUGGAUAGAUUUAAUUGUUAGUCCUUGUAUUGCUAUUUCUUUUUAAACAGUCCUAUGAUACAUGACUUGUACAGAAGAUCUGUUUGUGCCUUAUAAGGGUGUCUGUGCACUUUUUAUCCUUUUUAAAGCGACUUUUAAAAUAAAAAGGGGAGAAAAUAACCCAGAUUCAAUGGUAGUUUUAUAGAGUUUUGUGUUCACCGAGAAGCCUGCUUUGUAUAUAUUUAUAUAUAUGUAUAUGAAGUUAUAUAUAUAUAUAUAUAUAUAUAUAAAUACAGUAGCAAAAUAGUGUUUAUUUCCAUGGAUUUUUCCCCCUUGCUCCUCUUUGUUGAUUUUUUUUUCUUAAGAAAGAAACAAUAGAGUGAGGGGAGCCCUUUUCCUGCCCCGAAGGGGGGAAGUUACUUCUGUUUACCUUUAUGAUUCAGUCCUGUGAUCUGCACACCAUGCUGAAGCUGACUCAGACAUUGGACCUCUGCAUUGGGCUUCUCAAGCAACUCAUUGGGACUGGAGGGGGGAGGGUGGGGAAGCUGCACUUCUUCAUGUCAGUACUCUAUAGCGUCGUGAUCAGUGCCGUGUGUGUUUUAUUUUUGUCCAUUUACCUGUUUUACAUUAAUAUAAUUUUACUUGUUUAUGAAACAAAUAAAACUUUGGCAAGUA